AUGCGAAAGCACACGCGAAAUCACGAAUCUGACCAUUACGCACUCUAUUCAAAGAAUAAAAAGUUCUAUAGAACCGACACAUCACAAGGUUUCAAUUGCAACAAGAAUAAAGUCGAUACAGCUUUUGUGAACGCAGAAACAGAAGCCGCAGAGAUGUCCGUGGUAGAAGCCAUCGCCGCACCCGCUGCCUCCGCCAUUGACUCCAGAUUUUUGGACAAGCAAAGCCGCACAAUUGGCACCUACGGCCUGGAGACAAUGGUGAAGCUUAUUUCCUUCAAGGUGCUCAUCGUCGGCUGCGGUGGGGUUGGAAUUGAGGCGGCGAAAAACCUUUCCAUGGCUGGCGUUCACACAAUUAUUCUUUGUGACCCUGCGAAAGCUCAACCAAAGGAUAUGGGCGUUAACUUUGCUGUCACGGAGGCGGCGGUGCGUUCUGGUCUUACUCGAGCCGAGGCGUCGCAGCGGCUGGUAUCCGAAUUGAACCCAAACGUUCGUGUGCGGGUCGUGGACGCCCUCAGCGAGGCGGUGGUCAGUCAAGUCAAUGCCCUUGUCUUCACCUCUGCGGCCCCGGAUUAUUCCCUGGGGACUCUUAAGAGAUGGAAUAAAUUUUGUCACGACCACCCGUCGCCCAUUUCCUUUAUUUUUGCCUUUCAGGGCGGCGCGCUCGGGUCCGUCUUUGCCGAUCACGGUGCUCACUUCACCGUAAAAGAUCCAGAUGGUCGCCCCAUGCUUCAGAAAUCUAUUGUGGAGGUAAUUACAAAGCAGGACAAAACUGGCACGGCCUACACACGUAUCCGCUAUGAGACGCCAGAGGGUCAAACGCCUGGUGCGCUCCGUGACUACACAAGGUUUAAGUUCACGGAGGUGAGGGGACUGUGUAAGGCAAAUGGAGAAAGUGUGAAUGAGAACAUCUUCAACGGCGUAAUGUGCCCCAACGACCCCCGCGACACAGUGCGCAUCUACCCUUCGCUCGAGAGCCAAGGCUACUCCGCAUAUGAAACAGGUGGAUUCCUUCAUGAAUUGAAAGAAGUAUUCCAACUUGAGUUUCGAACUUUGGAGGAGGCCGUUGUAUCUCCUGGUCGUUUUGUUCCUGUGAGUCCCAUGAUGGAUGGAUCAGAGGAAUCACAGUCCCAUCUCGCUCUGCAUGCGUUACUCAAUUUUUUGGAUAGGCACGGGAGGCCUCCAAAGCUACAUGAUGUAAGUGAAGCAGAAGAGGCCUUGUCUAUUGCAAAGGAAAUUAACAUUGAGAACAAAAGAAGGUCAAAAGCCAAUACCGAAACGUACCAA
Molecule: messenger RNA, 1284 nt
Organism: Trypanosoma cruzi
Lineage: Eukaryota; Euglenozoa; Kinetoplastea; Trypanosomatida; Trypanosomatidae
Product: ubiquitin-activating enzyme E1, putative
Exons: 1
Biological process (GO): protein sumoylation
Cellular component (GO): SUMO activating enzyme complex; cytoplasm
Molecular function (GO): SUMO activating enzyme activity
Source: RefSeq, a predicted model, not a curated record